CUUCGUAUUCAUUGCUAAUCAGCAGCUGGGCCCUAGAGCGGCCCUUCCAAAAUUCGUCAGAGUAUGCAGACUGCUGCAACAGGCUUGCCCCGGAGCACAACUAUGAAACGGUAGCAACUGUUGUUAUAAGCGCCGGCUGGGCGCGCUCGAGAGGCCAAGGAGUGGGAGAAAACGAUGGAGGGCCUUGCUUUGGACCGUGACCUGCGCCCGCUGGGCAAUUCAAAGCUGCUAGUGGAGGCAAAGAAUGUGCAGGUCGUCUGGGCGCGCGUUAAGGGCUAUCCGCCCUGGCCGGCGCAAGUACUGAGCGAGGCCGCAGCCCAGAAACGCAAAGACCUCGGGCAGGAGCGUCACAGCAAGGACAGCAGCGUGCCUGUAAUGUUCUUCGGCACCGUUGAGGUCGCUUGGGUGAAGGAUGUGGACAUUAUCGACUUCAAAGAGGGGAUCCACAAAGGGUACUUUGCCAAGAAAAUGCCAGCGUUCAGGCUGGCGCUGGAGCAGGUAUGCGACUUCCUGGCCCUCGACCGGAAGCGGAAGGCGCCGGCGAAAUGGUGGUGCCGGCCACCCUCUAACGGCUAUGAGGACGCGGCAGAUGGCGCAAACAAAUCAGGCGCAGCGGCAGGGAGCUCAGGCCGGGGCACUCAGCGGCAGGAAGCAGUGAAGAGCGCCAAGCAGCGGGCUGCGACGCCGGAGUCUUCGUCCUCGGAGGAAUCCUCGGAAGAGGAGGAAUCCAGCGAGGAGGAGUCCUCUUCAGAUGAGGAGGAGGACGUGAGCGAGCGUGCUGCACCGGGCAAGAAGGGUAGCAGCAAGGCUGCCGGGGCCAAGGUUGCGGCGGGUGGCUCCAAGCCCAAGGAGGCCGCCGCCGCAGCCAAGGCCCGUGACAACCGGGCGGCGCGCGACAAGCCCGCGCCCACCAGCGGUGCUGUGAAGCCGCAGGCAGCUGCCUCGGAUGCGACGAAAGACUCGAAGGCGCAGGGACAGGGCAAGGCGGGCAAGCCUGCUGCCCCCAAGGACGACGCGCCUUUGCCCGCGCGCAAGCGGGUUAAGGUCGAGUCCUCUGGGGGCGGGGCCGUGGGGCCGGCUGGGUCGGCCCCGCCCCCGCGGCCUGGGGUGGCCAAGGCAGCUGUGGUCGAUCUGGUGGGGCUGCCCUCGGGAGAGGUCGAUGCCUUCAAGCUGCCGGCCGAAAUCCGCCGCCUGGCGGGUAUCCGGCUGACCGUGCCGAAGAAGCCGGGCAAGGCCGAGGACUCGCCGCGGCGUGGGGGCCAAGAUGCGUCGGGGGCCGCCGUGAAGCGGGAGGACGGCAGCCGCGUGACUCGUGCCAGCCGUGACGCAGCACGUCGCCCCGAGUCAGGGCGGGGCGGCACGUCCGGCAAGGAGACCCGCAAGCGCGCUCGCCGCAGCAGCGGCAGCGAUGAUGAUGCGGAGUCCUCCUCGGAUGCUGACGACGAUGAGGAGCAGGAAAGCAGCGGUGAGGAGGCGGGGUCCGAGGAGGAGGGUGAGGGUGAGGAGAGCGGGCGCGAGGCCAGCGGAGAGGAGGAUGACGAGGACACCAGCAGCGACAGCGAGGAGAGCGAGGACGAAGAGGUGGCUGCCAUGGCGCGGCGGGCCAGCCGGGAGGCGGCAAAUACGCCCAAGCGGCUGACGCGCUCUCAGAACAAGCGGUCGCUGCGGUCGCGUGACCGCAAGGCCGAGCGUGGCCGUGAGCUCGCGCGUGCCGGAGCGCCGCAGCAGCCGGGGGACAGGCGCACCAGCUCCCGGUUGGGUCCUGGCAAGUCGGUCAGCCCUGGCAGCAAGCCCGCUAAGAAGGCGAAGGGGGUGAGCGGGGACGACGAUGACGAGGAUGAGGAUGACGACGAUGAGGAGGAGGACGACGAGGACAGCAGCAGCAGCGGGAGUGAGGUUGAGGUGGCGGCCACCGCGGCGAAGGAGCGGCCGCCGCCAUCGUUCCGGCAGCUGCGCUCGCAGACCACCAGCCCGGACGCGGCACACCGGCAGCAGCCGCAGCGCAAGGCGCACAGCGGACCUAGCCCCGACAAGGCGAAGCGCGCCGCUGCCGAGGCCGCUUCCGAGUCGGAGGCCAGCAGCAGUGAGUCGGAGGAGGACGAGGCGGAAGACACCGAGGACGCGGGCGCAAAGGGCAAGCAGCAGCCGAAGCGUAGCGCUGCACCGGCGGCGGCGCCAGCGGCGGCUGGCUCCGGCAAGGCGGUGCCGCUGGAGCUGCGGCGCCUGCAGGCAGACCUGUCAGCGGCGCCAUCCGCUCUCGACCUCUCGGAGCGCCGCACGCUGCGAGACCGGCCGUCGCCGGCCAGGCGCCCGCCUGCCUCCGGCUCGGCGGCGCCCACGCCGACCCAGACCGGCGGCACCGCGCACGCCGGCAGCAAGCGCGGCGACAAGCACGGCUCAGACGACGAGGCGGCCAUGUCGCCUGAGGCGGAGGACGUGGGUGCGGCACAGCAGCGGGGCUUGUCGCCGCGUCGCCAGGCGGCGGAGCAUUCGAUCAAGAGCGAGCCCUCGCCCGACACUGGCAAGGCGGAGCAGGACAAGCCGGUGCCGGGCGCGGCGGCGGGUGCGGAGGGCCAGAGCAGCAUUGGCGCUCCGGUUGCGGCGGCCGCGGCCACGCAGGCGGGUGGGGCCAUGGCUGCCGCGGUGCCGGUCAAGAAGAAGCCGCCGUCGCUGGGCGUGCCGGCGCCGGCGCGGUCAUCGGGGCAUGCCAUGGCGCGUCAGCUGCCCGCCAUCAUGCCCGCACCCGGCUCUGUCGCUAACCGUGUCGCGGGUGCCACGCCGGCAGUCUCUGCUGCCGUCAGCGGCAUCAGCGCAGGCGGCGGCACGUCCACCGCCGGCGCGGUUCCGCCCUUGGCGGCGGUGGUGGUGGUUUCCAAGAAGCCGUCGUCGGGCCCUCCCACGCGCCUCGCCAUAAUGGAGCGCAGCCUCGACGCGGGCACAGCCGCCUCCACCGACCUGCCGGAUGCGGUGUCGGCAGACGGCGAGGCGGAUGCCCGUCACGCCUCAUCGCCCGACGUCGCGGCGGUUGCGGCGGUGGUGGCCUCGGACAAGGGGCAAGUGCCGCGCUCGCCUGGGGGCGGUGCGGCGGAGGAGGCCGAUGUGGCAGAGGAGGAGGACCAGCAGGAGGCGGCGGCGCUGCAUGCCACCGAGGAGCUGGACGCAGUUGACGAGGUGGACGGCCUGCAGCAGGCGCAACACGACCGGCAGCAGGCGCAGCAGCAGGCGCAGCACUCGACCCACAUGGCAACGCAGGAUGUGACAGCGCAGCAGGCUGUGCGGCCGCGGGCAGCCCCGCCGGUGCGCGGCAAGCAGGAAUGUGAGCGCCCGGUGGCGGCUCAGCAGAAGCAGCAGGAGGCGGCUGCGGGCGGGGACGCCAUGGAUGUGGACCCUCCGAAUGUGCUGGAGGCGCACAGCCAUCUUCGGAAGCAGUUCGUCGGCAGCUCGCCUGCCGGGUCUGGUUGUCACGGCGGCGCCGUGGUGUCAGCGGGCAGGGCGACGCAGGCGGCGGCUUCCCUGCCGCCCCGGCACGAGGCCCGGCCGUCGACAAGCCGCUCUUCCGCGCACGAGGCGCCGCACCGGGACACCGCAGCGCGGUCCGGCCUGCACAGGCAGCCGCCGGUGCCGGUGCCGGCGCCACAGCCGUCCACACGGCAGGCGUCCACGGACGGCGGGGGGCGGCGGCAGACCGGCAGCCGGCCGUCUUCGCCGGUGCAUGAGGAGGCGCUGCUGGCGGAGGAGCAGCUGCCGGACAAUGCGGAUGAAGCCAAGGCGGGCGAGGCCGCGCCCGCGGUGUCGGCGCCGGCUCCGGCGCUGUUGCGGCCGCACCUGCCUGCGGGAAGCCUGGGCAGCCUGGACCUGCGGGUUGCGGCCGGCGCCGUUGGCGUGGUGGGCGCGGUGCAAGCCGUGGACGGGGCGCUGCAUCAAGCGCGGCGCUCCGGCGGCGGAGCCGCGGGCGAGAGCAGCAGCAAUGGGCGGCCGCCGGAGGCGCGUGGGCCGCGAGGCAAUGGCGGCGGGCGGUCGGCCCAGGUGGAGGAUGUGGCGCGCGCCCAGGCGCGGGAGCUAGAGGAGCUGGGUGAGGUCGCGGCGGCGCUGGCAGGCCUGGCCGGACCGCAGCGGGCGGAGCCGCCUCGGCCGCAGCUCCAGCGCCCACCGCUGGUGGUGAUGCCGGAGCGGUUCGCCGCAUACACCGGCCCUGCGUCGGGCAACUCGGACGGCGGCGGUGACCGCGCGCGCGGCGGGCCGCGGUCCGCGCGCGGCGGUGGCGGCGGUGGUGGCGGCGGCGGCCGUGAGCGCGAGCGCGGGCCGGGCGGCAGUGCCUACGGCGGCAGCAGCUCCCGGGAGCAGUCGGUGGCGCAGCCGAGCGAGCGGCUGGCGUCCAUGCCCAAGGACUGGCGGUGGCCACAGGCAGAGCCCAUCCUGCCGGCGCAGGACACGCCGUUCGGGCUGCCGCGCGACUGGAUCGCGUCGCGGCCGCCGCGGUACGAGGCCAUCCGGCGCAACCUGUGGUACUCGCGGCCCAAGCCCAAGCGCCUGCCCAAGGACGAGAUCCAGGUGUGUGGCUGCCGGCCUCCGCCGCUGGCGCCACCCGGCGAGCCGCAGCGCAUGGGCUGCGGCCCCAACUGCCUCAACCGCCUGUCCUCCGUCCUGUGCGACCCCAAGCUGUGCCCGUGCGGCGAGCUGUGCAGCAAUCGCUCGCUGCACCUGCUGCGGCCGCCCAAGACCGAGGUGUUCCGCACGGAGAACCGCGGCUGGGGCGUGCGCGCCAUGGAGCCGGUCACCAAGGGCCACUACAUCAUCGAGUACGCGGGCGAGGUGAUUGACGAGCGCGAGCUGGGCCGCCGAAUGGACCACGCGCGCAUGAACGGCGAGCAGCACUUCUACAUCAUGGAGCUCAGCGCAGGCCUGUACAUCGACGCGCGCCGCAAGGGCAACACCGCGCGGCUGAUCAACAGCAGCUGCGAGCCCAACUGCGAGACGCAGAAGUGGCACGACGCCGCGACCGGCGAGGUGCGCGUGGGCAUCUUCGCGCUGCGUGACAUCUUGCCCGGCGAGGAGCUGGAGUACGACUAUUCGUUCCAAACGUACGGCUCGCUAAAGCCCAGCGCCGCCUCGUUUGUGUGCAUGUGCGGCGCCAAGAACUGCCGCGGCACCAUGGACCUGCACCCCGAGAAGCGGCGCGACCUGGGCCGGCGCGUGGAGGUGUUCUGGGACGCGGACGGGCAGUACUACAAGGCCGUCAUCACCGCCUACCACCCCACCAGCCGCAAGCACACCGUCAUGUACGAGGACGGCGGCACCGAGAAGCUGUGCCUGGACGAGGUGCCGCACAGGUGGCUGGAUGAGGAGAACCGGGCCUCACCCGCCAAGCGCGCAAGCCAGACCGGCGACUCGGCCAGCAACGCCGCGGCGGGAGCCGCUGGCACGGCGGCCAAGGCUGCGGCGCCGCACCAGCCCGGUGCCUCCUCCUCCGUGCCCGCGGAGCCCUCCACCGCAGUGGCGGCGGCGGCGGCGGCGGCGGGCGCGCACCCCGUCGUGACCACGACCGGCCGCAUCGUGGGCGGCAUGCCAGCGCCGGCCGUGGCGGUGACGCAGCCGCCCACACGCGCGGUGGUCACCACAGAGCAGCGCGUCAGCCUGCCGCCGCUGGGUGGCGGCGGCGGCAGCAGCAGCGCAGCUGCUGCCGCGGCGGCGGCGGCGGCGGACGCCGCCGGCAGCGCGGCACCGAGCAGCAGCCGCGAGGCGGGCGGCGACCACGAGGUUCACCUGCCGCUCAAGAAGCGGCCGCGCCUGAUGCAGCCGCCGGGCUCCGGCUUCGCAGCGAUGGCGGCGGAGCGCGUGGGAACCUCCGGCGGCGGCGCCAGCGACGGCCACGGCACGGGCGCGGCGGCGGCCACCGCCUCGCACUCGGGCGCGGAUGCAGAGGGCGGCGCGCUGGGCGGCGACCGGUUGGGCCGCGGCAUCAUGGGCGCCAGCAGCCGCUACCACGAGCCCUACAGCAGCCACCACCACCACCACCGCGAAAGCCGCGACCACCACAUUGGCGGCGGCGGCGUGGCGGCGGCGGCCUCGGCGGCGGACGACAACCGCUCCGACGACGACGACCUGGACGAGUCGCUUCUGGAGGCGGCGGAGGCGGUGGCGGCGCUGCGCACCGCGCCCAUCGGCAACCACGCCGCCUCCUCCCGCGGCACUGGCGGCGGCGGCCACGUGUCCCUGGUGCAGACGGCCAAGGUGGCCUCGCCGCGGCACGUGGUGGUGCACCGCUCCGGCCCGCCCAACGGCCUGCCGCCCACCAGCCGGCCCGGGCUGGCCAGCAGCUCCAGCGCCGGCCCCAGCCACGCACACGGCGGCGGGCAGUACGGCCACGGGCACGGGCAGUACCACCAGCCUAGCAGGCACCACUCCGCCACGGCGGCGGCGCAGCCGCAGGACUCCCAGUCCGACUACGACCACUACCACCACCCCCGCAGCGCCGGCGGCGGCCACGGCCACGGCGACGACUGGAACAGCAACCACCACCGCGACCACCACGGCCACUACGCGCGUGACCAGAACGGCCGCCGUGGCGGGGCAGCCGCCGCCGCCGCGGCAGCGGCGCUGGCGGAGCCGGCGUCCAGCGCCGGCGGCAACGGCGGCGGCGAGCGCGGCCGCGGCCGCGGCCGCGAGGGCGGUGGCAGUGGCCGCCGCGGCAACGGCGUCAUCACGUAUGAGGACUUGCUGUGGCGGCUGGUGGGGCUGGACCGGCCGCGGAACCUGCUGCCGCUGUUCAACCACAAGGACGACGAGGACGAGGACGAGGAGGAGGUGGGGGCCAACGGCAAGAACGGCCGCUACGCGCACAUCGGGCCGCUGCACCCCUACGGCAAGCUGCUGCGCGCGCUGGAGGGCUCAGAGCUGCUGCCUCAGGCCGAGCAGCUGCGCAACCUGUACGCACAGCAGCAGCAGGCCGCUGCGGCGGCGGCGCAGCAGCAGCAGCAACAGCAGCAGGCGGCGGCACAGCGUCACGCGCAGCAUACGUCUCCACAGCAGCAGCAGCAGCACGCGCAUGCGGCGCACCACCACGCGGCGCAGCAGCACGCUGCUCCCCCUCCCCAGCAGCAGCAGCAGCACGCUCAGGCGGUGGCGCACGCGCACCACGCGGCAGCACAGUCAACGGCACCGCAGCAGCAGCACCAACAUCAACACCAACACCAUGCCAACCAACACCACGCAUCCGCCGCGGCGGCUUCGGCUGCCGCUCAUGCCGCCGCCCAGCAUGCAGCGCAGUCGCACGCGCAUGCGCACGCGCCGGCAGGCGGCACCGCCGCGGCCACGGCUGCGCACAGCUCUGCCGAGGCGCUGGCGCUGUCGGCCUGGCAGCACGCGGCGCAGCAGCACGCGCUCAUGCAGGCCGCACACCACCAGCACGCGGCGGCGGCGGCGGCAGCAGCCAUGGCGGCUCAGGCCCAGGCCGGCGGCACACACGCACUGCACGCGCUGCACCACCCCGCGCAUGCUGCGGCGGCCGCCGCCGCCGCUGCGGCGGCAGCGCAACAGCCGCAGGCAUCGCAUGCGGCUGCAGCUGCAGCGGCGGCGGCCGCGGCGGCGGCGGCUGGCGGCAUUCCCGCCUCGCACCUGGCGCAGUGGCAGCAGCUGGCGGCGCACGCGCAGCAGGGUCAGCUUGAGGCGCUAAUGCACAUGUACGCACACAACCCACACCAGGUGCUGGCGCUGGCGGCGGCGGCCGGCGGUCCGCCGCUGCGGAGCGCAUAGCGCGGCAGCACGCUGCCGUGAGGCUGUUGUCGUGAGGCGCCUGCAACAGGACUGGCGUUCUGCGGCUUUGACUUCUACUAACACUGGACCGAUUUCUUACAUAGUGACAUACCUAGCAAUCUACAACUUGCCAACCGGCCUUACGAUGCACUCCAAACACGAAGCCACGCCUGGGUGCAUGUGUUAUUCUUCUCGCUAUGUAUCUCAACGCGAGCAUUGUCGGACUGUCGCCUCGCGUUGAUUUUCACUCGCCUGCAACACCAACACAUAAAUUUUGGGGGAAGGCGCAAGCAUGGAGGCGGGGAGCCGGGGUGCCGCACGUAGUCGGCAUGCCCGUGAAUAGUGGUGGGGAGCUUCCUACUGACGCAGGUGGCGCGGGGUGGAGGCAAUGUGGUGCAUUUGCAGAACUGGAGUGGACGUGUUUGUGUACCUGUGCGUGUGCGGAGUGAAGCGAGAGACGAACAAGCACUGGUGUCCAGCCCUUGGAAGAGAAUGCGCCGUACGGGGGUUACGCCUCACGCGUGACGGGGUGCUGUGCGUGUCGGUUGAACGUAGGCUGGGCGACGGUGUGGGUGAGCAGCAGUGGUGCCGUGUGUACUUUGCACGUGCGGCGUACGGCGCGGCAGUCCUCGCAACUACCAACACUUUAACUGACACACGGGGAUCUCAAACGGGCUUUCGCGCAACUGCCACCGAACAGGGGCGGUGCGUGGCGUGGUGGUUGGCGCGCGGCGCGGCGCGAGUGGGAGCUGACAGUUGCGCGGGGGCGCGUGUGGGAAGCUGCCUCCCCCCCCCCCGUGCUCGUGUACCCGUGCAUCGUGCCGCCGACACCCGACACGGCGUUCUUCCUCCAGACCAUGUCCGGCCCGAACUCUGGGCUUCCGCGCAUGCAAUCACCCUAAGAUAAGACACU
Molecule: messenger RNA, 8665 nt
Organism: Chlamydomonas reinhardtii
Lineage: Eukaryota; Viridiplantae; Chlorophyta; Chlorophyceae; Chlamydomonadales; Chlamydomonadaceae
Exons: 10
Coding region: 175-7752 (2525 amino acids)
Biological process (GO): regulation of DNA-templated transcription
Cellular component (GO): nucleus; chromatin
Molecular function (GO): histone H3K36 methyltransferase activity; protein binding
Source: RefSeq, a predicted model, not a curated record